Molecule: messenger RNA, 626 nt
Organism: Glycine soja
Lineage: Eukaryota; Viridiplantae; Streptophyta; Magnoliopsida; Fabales; Fabaceae
Exons: 3
Coding region: 73-378 (101 amino acids)
Source: RefSeq, a predicted model, not a curated record
UAUAUAACUCUGCGUUUGGGCCGCAGUUAGACUUUCUGCUCCGCCGCCACCUCCUCUUCGUUCGCAGGGACCAUGGCGAAAAACAGGAACAACAAGAAGAAGAGAAACGGUGUCGUUUCAAUGGAUACCACCGACGCAUCCGUUUCGGAACAAUCUCAAGCAAUGGAUACAUCAGAGUCAGGAGUUCUAAACACGGCUUCUGGUGCUACCAAUAUGAAGAUGAAGCAGAAAGGAAGGCCUAUGAAGAGAUCAAAAAAUGUCCGAAAGAUGAAAGCAAUAGCAAAGGCUUUAUCCGCUAAUGAGAAGUCAAUUGAGAAACUGUCGAAGAAUGAAAGCAAAAAAAGUAGAGUACAAUCUGCAAAAACACUCUAUGAAUGAAUGGUUAAAUGCCUCAUAUCAUCAUCACUUGGAAAAAUUUGAUACUUCAUCUUGCAAGAGCGGAGUAUACGCAUUUUGUAAUUUAAUUUAGCUAAAUUUAAUUAAUUAUUAGGCGAAGAGUUGUUUUUAAGAAUGAAGCUCCUUUUUUGUUGAAUCCUUAUGGUAAUUUUGAUUUAUUAUUUUAUGUACUUUUAUUCUAUUGUCUCAAUGAUAUUAAGGAAAAGUCAUAGCUCUGUUUCACCUAUCAA